This is a messenger RNA of Pneumocystis jirovecii RU7, 402 nucleotides long. RefSeq lists its product as uncharacterized. Bases 1 to 402 code for a protein of 133 amino acids. Lineage: Eukaryota; Fungi; Ascomycota; Pneumocystomycetes; Pneumocystales; Pneumocystaceae. The transcript has 3 exons. The record is from RefSeq and is a predicted model, not a curated record.
AUGAAAUACAGGAGAAAUAUGUUCAUUUUAAUAUUUAUUCUAAUUUUGUCAUUAAUAUCAGACAUAGGGGCAAUCUAUUCUUAUUGCAAAUGUACAUGUUUUGGAAAUUCAGUAAUUCUCCGCCUCAACGAUCCAACAACAAAAAACAAACCAUGUCAAGACUGUACAAAAAAAUAUUGUCUUGAACAAAAUCUUCCAAUUUGCAAAAAUGCACAACAGAAAGACCCAGAAGAAUUGAUCAAAAGUACAGAUAUUACUACAGUGUGCUUCCAAAGAGAAUCCGUUAAAGAUAUGAUUAUGGUAUACUUGUUUAUUAUUAUCACAGGUACACUUUUAAUCCUGGCUCCAUUACGGCCAUAUACAUCCAGAUGCUUUAAAGGAAUUUACCGACAAAACCACUAG